Molecule: messenger RNA, 1161 nt
Organism: Paraphaeosphaeria sporulosa
Lineage: Eukaryota; Fungi; Ascomycota; Dothideomycetes; Pleosporales; Didymosphaeriaceae
Exons: 3
Coding region: 233-970 (245 amino acids)
Biological process (GO): cytoplasmic microtubule organization
Cellular component (GO): nucleus; cytoplasm; microtubule plus-end
Molecular function (GO): microtubule plus-end binding
Source: RefSeq, a predicted model, not a curated record
CGCCGCCCGCCGGUGAAGGCACGCGGUGGUGCCCACCGUUUGCGCCUGCAGUCCCUAGACGGGACCACCGCACCUGCGCUCCUCGGCAGCACCAUCGCUCUUUCCCACCACCCGGAACAACGCGGCACCGUCGACGUCGAGCCCCUCUAUCCAACACCCGCCCGUUGCGUCUGGUGCUACGUCCCAGGCUCCCAGGCCUCCACCUGACCGGCACCAGCCACUCGCCGCCGAAAUGUCCCUCAGUUCGGCCGCAGACGUUCCCCUGCAAAUCUCCUCCGCCAGCUCCUCGUCCGAGCGCCGCAUAUCUCCUUCGUGGACCAUAGCGCACCUCAAGGCGCGCCUCGAGCCCAUCACCGGAAUCCCCGCGUCAUGCCAGCAGCUCACGCUGCGAGUCGGCUCGCAGGACCCCAUCCCCAUCGCUGCCGCAGAUGAAGACGCUGCACAGCUGGCCGCCUAUCCGUUGCAGCCGUACGCGGAGAUCGCCGUUGGUGACACACGUCCGCCGGGAGCACGUACAGACUUUUCGGAUCUGUCUGCUGUGCCCAAAUACGAAAUGCCGGUUGCCGAGUAUGAGACCCGGACAGACAGCGUUCUUGCCUGGAAGAAGAACCAGAAACUCGGCCGCUUUGACCCGAACGCGCCUACUAUCGAGCAGCAAAAGAUCCGAGCCUCCGAGCGCGAGAUUGAAGAGAGGGGAAUUGUCCUCGGCGCCCGCGUACGCAUCCUUCCCGAAUCCGACGCUCGUAGAGGUACGGUCUCCUACGCCGGCCCUGUCCCCGAGAUCCCAGGCAUUGGCUACUGGGUCGGCGUCACGCUCGACGAGCCCACGGGGAAGAAUGACGGCACGGUCAACGGGAAGCGGUACUUUGAGUGUGGCAAGAACUGCGGCGUCUUCCUUCGUGCUGAGCGGUGUGAGGUGGGCGACUUCCCGGCUCUCGACUUGGGCGAUGAAGAUCUCGAGGAGUUAUGAGUGGGCUACGUCAGUGUGGGACCUGGGAGUGUACGAGAAUGGAAUGCGUUCCGUUAACCUAAGCAAGGUCUGUUGAACCACCGUUUCUACGUAGACGAGAAAACAGACAUGAUAGUUUCCGAACAGCAUGACUUCCAGUAGGGUCAACCUGCAUGCCUUGCACUGCGCAAUAGAAUAAACACGUACCCAUC